UUUCUAUGUACGUACAAUUUAAGCGUCUCUCCUACACCUGUCUACUCACCUGAAGAGUAUCAGUUCUGAAAUCAGCCGCCACACCGCAUGUCAAAUGUUUAGAUAACAACAUCACGUGGUGAAGGUCUGAAUCAUAGACUUGAAUUGAUAGAGCGGCCAUUUCCAUUCAUAUCCACAUUUAAUAAAUGGCCAGGUCAGCAGCCGCUCCCUUCUAAAAUUACUGCUAUAAACUGUCUGGCACUGUCGUCAUGGAAAUCAUUGUUGAUAUGGUGACAGCCUUAUCUGAGUAUAUGGAGGCCAUGUAAGGAAUUUCGUUUCUAUCAGGUCCAGCUCUGUGCUCUGAAUCCUCUGCAGUCUGCAUCAGCAAAGUGUCUUGGCAUCACUUCUCGUCCUUCCUUCGUUGUCUUUUUCCGGCGUCAUGUGAAAGGGGCUCACGGUGGUCUCUCUCGCCCUAGACCCGGACCCUCCUCCGUCGAGCUCAUUCCUCGGUGCUGACGUCCUCGUUCGGGUAGACCUGGUGGGGUAGUGUCCCUGUCCCCGCUGUCCCCGGUUUAUACUGCAUCCUUCGGCUUGCGGCGGAGCGGAGGAUGAGCGAGCAAGGGAAGGGCUCGGCAUCUGCCUCUGCCGCGGCCCCGGCACCAGGAUCGGAUACUUACAAAGGCUGGCUUUUUAAAUGGACCAACUAUUUGAAAGGGUACCAGCGGCGAUGGUUUGUCCUCAGCAAUGGCCUGCUUUCAUAUUACAGGACGCAGGCAGAGAUGGCCCAUACAUGUCGUGGAACAAUCAACUUGGCCACGGCACACAUCGAUACAGAGGAUGCCUGCAAUAUUGUCCUGAGCAGUGGCGGCCGCACUUACCACCUGAAGGCUAGCACAGAAGUUGAGCGGCAGAGAUGGGUCACAGCACUAGAGUUGGCCAAAGCUAAAGCCAUCCGCAUGAUGAACGAUCAGUCUGAUGACUCGGGGGACGAGGAGCCUACAUCCCAGUCGGACCGCAGUGAGAUUCAGGGCACCCUGAAGAUACUUGUCAGCAAGCUCGAUGACCUCAGCACAUGUAAUGACCUGAUCGCCAAGCAUGGGGCGGCCCUGCAGCGUUCCCUAAGUGAACUCGAGGGUCUGAAAGUCCCUGUGGAGGGAGGGGAGAAGAUCAAGGCAGUCAAUGAGCGAGCCACCCUCUUUCGCAUCACUUCCAAUGCUAUGAUCAAUGCGUGUCGAGACUUCUUGGACCUAGCAGAGACUCACAGUAGGAGAUGGCAGCGGGCGCUGCAGUAUGAGCGAGAGCAGCGUACCCACCUAGAGGAGACCAUUGAGCAGCUAGCCAAGCAGCAUAACAGCCUGGAGCGAGCGUGGAGAGAAGCACCCACGCUUGCUUCCACCACACCCAGUGCCCCUACCACCAACAAGGGGAGUGAGAGGCUGCGCAAAGAAGAGGCAAGUGAUGAAGAUGAGGAUACUGAGUACUUUGAUGCCAUGGAGGAUUCCCCUGCAUUUAUCACAGUGACUGCCACUGACAACACACAGCACAGGCGAUCUCAGAGUAAUCUGAGCGGCGCGAGCGGAGGUCAGCUCAAUGACUGGAACCAGGACGACCAUAUAUCUACAAGCUGUAAUGAUGUGUCAGGGAAGGAGCUGCAGCCCCGCAGACAGAGGCGGACUCAUGUCCCAGACAAGCCCAACUACUCCCUCAAUUUGUGGAGCAUCAUGAAGAACUGCAUUGGCAAGGAGCUGUCCAAAAUUCCCAUGCCUGUAAACUUCAACGAACCUCUGUCGAUGCUGCAGCGUCUCACAGAGGACCUGGAGUAUCACGAGCUUCUGGACAAGGCGGCGCGCUGCGACUCCUCCCUGGAGCAGAUGUGCCUGGUCGCUGCCUUCUCCGUCUCGUCCUACUCCACCACAGUCCACCGGACAGCCAAGCCCUUCAACCCCCUCCUGGGUGAGACCUACGAGCUUGAUCGCAUGGAGGAGUUUGGCUACCGUUCGCUGUGUGAGCAGGUGAGCCAUCACCCCCCUGCAGCUGCACAUCAUGUGAUUUCCCAACGAGGCUGGACCCUGUGGCAGGAAAUCACCAUUGCCAGCAAGUUCCGUGGCAAAUACCUCUCCAUAAUGCCUCUGGGUGCCAUUCACCUGCAUUUCCACUCCAGCGGGAACCACUAUGUAUGGAGAAAGGUCACCUCCACAGUGCACAACAUCAUUGUGGGCAAGCUGUGGAUUGACCAGUCGGGGGACAUUGAGAUUGUGAAUCACAGGACCAAGGAGACCUGCCAACUCAAGUUUUCUCCCUACAGUUAUUUUUCCAGGGACGUUCCACGGAAGGUGACAGGUGUGGUGGCAGACAGUGGGGGCCAGGCUCACUACAUCCUCUCUGGUACGUGGGAUGAUAAAAUGGAGAGUGCCAAGAUCAUUCAGAGCAGCCGAGGGGGCAGUGGAUUGGAGGGCAAGCAGAAGACCGUCUAUCAGACGUUGUCCCCCAAACUGCUGUGGAAGAAAUACCCUCUCCCGGAGAACGCUGAGAACAUGUACUACUUCUCAGCGCUGGCACUGACCCUGAAUGAGCAGGAGGAAGGAGUGGGACUGACCGACAGCCGUCUGAGACCAGACCAGAGGCUGAUGGAGGAAGGGCGAUGGGAUGAGGCAAACUCAGAAAAACAGAGGCUAGAGGAGAAACAAAGAGCCGUGAGGAGGAGGAGGGAAGCGGAGGCCUCAGACGCUCUGGAUGACGAGUGUGAUUAUGACUCUGGUAGAGAAUACGAAGGUUACCAGCCGUUGUGGUUUUACCAGAGGAGGGACUCAGUCACUGGAGAGACAAACUUUGUGUACAAGGGAGGUUACUGGGAGGCGAAGGAGAGACAGGACUGGAGCAUGUGUCCUGACAUCUUCUAACCCAGGAACUCACCCCGGAUCACUCCUAACCUCAUCGGACAGGGAACUGCUCUGCCUCUGGUCCUUAAGCAAUGGGGCGUAGCUGGCUUAUGAGCACCAUGUGGACCUUUGUGAGCACGAGAAUGUGUACAUUUCACACACUCUCGGAUUACACUGUACCUCCAAAUGUGCACUCUCAUUCUGUUUUUACUAUGGGGGAAAAGAAGGGGCGUUCCCUGAGUACUCCUCUUUGACACUAAUGAUGUGUGGAUGUGAGGUGGUGUUGGAGUUUUAACACUGCACAAUAAAGGCACCUGCACGCUCCUGAAAUCAGGUGCACUUUUCUGUGUUCAUCCAUUUAAGAGUUCUACCAAUUGGAUAGAAGCCCAUAUCAAAGCAGCUCACGAUUAUAGACUGACAACUACAGGGAACAUGUCGGGCACAUGUAAACAGAACAGUGUUGAAGGUUACAAGAAAAGUGUCCUCAUCCUCCGUUUUAUUCAACACAUUUGAGAUGAUGCUAGACCUACUUUAUAAAUCUUAAAUUAGUUCCCCUUUUUCUUCACAGGAAUGACUUCAAGUGCUCAUUAUUUGCCCCUUUUUAAGAAAGAGGCUAAGGCCUGAAAAUGGUGUCUGGAAAUGUAUUGACACAAAGUGUUCAAAAUUAAUUCAAUUAAAAUAAAAUUUAAAUUGUAUAAAUAACUACAGACAAAAUAGGUAACAUAACCAUUCUAUUCUAUCAUCUAUUGUUAUUUAAUUUCAUAAUGCGUUUUUUUUUUUUUUUUUAUGACUGGCCUCAAUUUGAAUGAGCUGAAAGUGGCAUUAUGAAGUAAAAUUACAUUGUGAUGUAAUCCAAUACAUUUUUAAAACACGAACUGUCCUUUUUCCAAAGUGUGUAUUUCUUUCACAAUUUUAUGGUUAUAUUAUAUAUUUUGUCUGUACUUAUUAAUAUGAUUGUUUUCUGCAUACAUGUCUUAUUUACUUAUUUAAUUUAACACUUAACAGCUAAUUGAUUGGGCAAAUAAUCUCUUUCUUACACAGUAGAGGCUGGUUUAUCUCAACUGAUGAAGUAUGCACCAGUGCAGAAAUAUAUUUAUUUGGAGUGAAUGUUGGAGUUUCCCUCUAGAUACAUGAAAUUACAGUCUGUUAAGUAGUCAAUUAGACUAUAGUCCAUGUAGAGAUAAUAAUAUUCAUUUCAUAUUUUAAAUAUAAACUGCCUCUAUGCUUCAGUACAUUUUAGUCAACAUGCUUCAGACAUCUUCCAUUUGUGAUUAUGAUUAGUAAAAAUCUGCAGUAGUUAGUCCAUUAGUUGUAACACAUUAGUGCAAAUGUACAACAUUGAACAUCAAUAUCACUCUAAUAGGAAUUUCCAUCAAAGAAGUGAAUAAGCACUUUUCACUGUGGUUGACAAUAGGUUAGUACAUAUCUCUGUGUUGAUGUUACAUGUACUUUACCUUGUCCUCUGGUGCUCUCCCAUAGCAACACAUACCGUAUCCUUGGUGACCAUUUUCAGUGAUGACAUUCUCAGUGAUCACACAAAGCACCAAAUCACUGAGACACUCAGUAAUUACCACCCAGUACUUCCAGGAACAUGUUGGUUUCUGUAGUGUGCAUUGCACUAGCUCCACAGCCUCCAUCAGUCACUAGUUCGUAGCUCAGACGUUUCCAGUAGGACUAACUGUACAUGAGUCUGGAUCGGUGUCUCUGAGGAGUCCAGAGUGGCUUCAGCUGACAGGAGGUCAGAAGUUAUAGAAGCAGACAGGGCUGGUUCCUGUAGCACACCACUGUGUAGUCAGCCACACAGGACUCCCCCAGCUGCCGUUUCAGGCUCAACACAGCUCACAUGUGUAGUCCUUUCAAUCUGUGUUUGUGGACAUACUGAUCUGGGAUCAGCUCACGAAGGUACCCUCAGUCUUUUGCCUUUAAUUGACUGAACAAGGGAAAGAGUCCCCUGACCUGUGCACUACACAUCUCCGGAGAAAAAUGUUUUGAAAACCAGUUGGUAUUUUUUGUAAUUAUUGUUAGGAAUGUAGAAUUCAAGGCUGGAGGGAUUGUAUCUACCGUCUAGUCUAUUUGUGUGAAUAUUUUGUGAUAAACGAAUGAUAUUGUAAAAUGAAGAGUAAUUAUACUAAUCUGAAUAUUACGUUAUCUGUACAGCAUUGUUCAAAACUGAAAAAAAAUUGACUGACUUAGCCUGAAGGAUUUGCUGUAAUUUUAACUUUUAAUCCUGAUUGUUUCUGCAAAGAUGGAUGUUAACUCUGAUGCACCCUCAAUUUGGCUGCAGAUUUCUUGUUUUAUAUUUCCAAAAACUGUCUUAACACACUGAAAAUAUUUUUUUUUAUAGAUUCCUUGAUACUAGCACAUUAGUAACCGUGGUUCAGUGAUGAUUUCAUAGAUCAACAUAUCUGGCAGUUCCUCUGAUGCGCAGGCCAUAAAUAUGUAUAAAAUGCACUGGAAAAGAAAUACAUUCACAUAGAAUAUUCACAUAGAGUGAAGGAGAUUUUCAGCAUGAUAAAAUGAGCUGGUAAAAUGUAAAAUGUUUAUCUGUGAAUUCAUGAUUUGAUAAUGAAAUUAAUGAUAAUUGAUAUUUUUUUUGCACAAAAGAUGCUUCUUCUCAAAAAGGUUUUAAUGCAUUUUUGAUUUGUGGUUGUCAUGAGCACAGUUUGAUCAAUCACUCAAGCUCUUAAAUGCUUAAAGGAAUAAUUCAACAUUUUUUGGAAACACGCUUAUUUCAUUUUGCAAAAAGUUAGAUGAGAAGAUCAAUACCUCUCAUGUCUUUACAUUAAAUAUAAAGCAAGAGCCAGCAGCUGGUUAGCUUAAUUUAGCAUAAAGACUGGGAACAGAGGGAAACAGCUAGCCUGGCUUUGUCCAAAGGUAACAAAAACCGCCUACCAGGACCUUUAAAGUUAAUUAAUCAACACAUUAUAUCUUGGUUGUUUAAUCUUCAGGAAGUCACUGCUCCCGGCCUAGAAAUAGUCUCGCACAUAACACACCCUAAAAACCACAAGUUGUCGUUUUUACACUUUGGGUUUUGUGUAAAUUACACAAACAGGAUAUAACAUGUUAAUUAGUUUAGAUGUCAUGGUAGCUGGAAUUAUUUACCUUCAGGAAAAACCAGGCUAGCUGUUUUCGCCUGCUUCCAGUCUUUAUGCUAAGCUAAGAUAACCAGCUGCUGUGUUGAACAGACAGACAUGAGAGUGAUAUCAAUUUUGUUAUUUAACUUUUGGCAGACGGUGUAGUCCCUCAUAACUUUUGGCACACAAAAAGAAGCAAAUAAGUGUAUUUCCCAAUAUGUCAAACUAUUCCUUUAAUUUUUACUAAUUACUGCUUUGGUUCUCCUCUUGUCUAUGCUCUUCACACAGACUCACGUACAAAGAUACGAGCUAUUGAUAAAGGUUGUGUACACUUAAAAUCAUAUCAAAGGUGUCACGUAUAAGGAUGGACACUGUUGCAGCAAGAUAAUUUUUGCUAUCUUGAAAACUGGCAUUGUACACUUAAUUUUGUAUCAUGACAUCUACAAACAGAAAGUUAAUCUAGUCAGGUUACAAGAGAUUUACUUUAAUAUAUUGUUUUUGAGAUGAUUUUAUAUUUGAAAAUACAUGUUAUAUUUUGAAUGAUAGUGGAGAGCUGAUCAUAUGUUUUAAUCAAUGUAUUUCCAAAUGACGUGACCUCAGUCCUUGCCUACUGAAGUUGCCCCAGUGAGGGCCUGUACAGUAUCAGACAGCUGUAGCAAUAACGCAGUGAGGCGUAGAUUUGUUAGUUCAUGGCUGUUGUUGCUUCAAAGAGAACAGUUGUCUGCUUAAUGCAGAAAGGGGAAAAAACAACCAAAGCGUAUGUGGAGAGUGUACUGUAGACUAAAAAAACCCUCUUCAUUUGCCUUCCCUAAAUCGGAGGGUUCUAAUGUAAACCCCCUCACAUCGUUUCUUUCAUUUCAUCUCACCCAACCCUUAAUUAACUAUGGAGUGAUUUUUAGCUUUAAUUUUCAUGCUUUUAUUUUCUGUUCUAAUUUCUACCUUCUCACAGGUGCCAUUAUUCUUAUGUUGGUGUUUUCAUACUGUUUUUAUGCAUAAUGAGCUUGAAUUGUGUGCAUGUGUGGCACACGUUUCCUUCUCAUUCCAUGCUGCUCAGUUUUGAGGCAGAAGUAAACUAAUGAAGAUGGAGAGAUUUGUCUUGCCUUGUCUAACUGAACCCUGCUUCUCCUUGGACUGUGACUCACGGCUUUGUGGUGAGAUGGCGGUGAUAAUAAUAAUCUGUACGAUGAUGAAAGUUAUGAGACGCAUCACAACAGCGGCCUGGUACAGGAGGUCAAAGGUGAUUGACCUGCCUUGACUACUGCUCUUACUCCCCAAAUACGCGUAGGUGUAUUCAGGUGUAACUGCGGAUUCAACUGAGGUUCCUUUUCUUUUUUUUUUUAUUGUGUAUUUUCUCCCUUAAUUUAUACUUGUAUAACAUGAUCUUUAAACAACAAAGACACAAUAAUGAAAAAAAUAAGAUAAUAAAGUUGUUAUUGUUGACACUGGAAA
This is a messenger RNA of Siniperca chuatsi (mandarin fish), 7381 nucleotides long. RefSeq names its product oxysterol binding protein 2b (gene osbp2b). NCBI's taxonomy places the organism in Eukaryota, Metazoa, Chordata, Actinopteri, Centrarchiformes, Sinipercidae. Bases 588 to 2879 code for a protein of 763 amino acids. Gene Ontology annotation, molecular function: cholesterol binding. The transcript is spliced from 15 exons. The record is from RefSeq and is a predicted model, not a curated record. Gene Ontology annotation, cellular component: membrane; intracellular membrane-bounded organelle; cytosol.